UUUCAAUUCAAAUGCAACAACAAGAGCACAAAGACGAUUUAAGACUUAAGAUUCUUCUUUAAUCAUCUAUUAAAGUUAAAACUGAAACAUAAUGCAAAUAUGUAGAUAAAAUAAUUCCUUUGAAUGAAAAUCAAGCUUUUAUUUAUUAUGAUGGGGGCUCAUAUGAAGUAUAUGAUAUAGAAUCACAAUAAAUUAUUGGCAAAGGAUAAAUUGUUAAUGAUAUCAAAUAUUUCAUUCAAAUAUAUCCAGAGUACAAUUUAAAAUAAUAAUUAGUACCUUGAGUUUUCUUGAUCCUGAAGAUAUGAAAGUUAAAUUACUUGAUCUUAAAACUCACAGAGAAAAUCCUUCAUUUGUUUUUGCCUCAAGUAAUGUUGUCAAACAAAAUAGUGAAAAACAAUAAAAAGAAACAUUGGCAGAUAGUAAUAAUCAAUUUAAUUUUAGAGUUUCGUAUUAUGAUCUUAGAUAAAGAAUCAGAAAAGAUUCGAUACUUAGUUACUCAAGAUUUAGAAAAAUAAUAUUCUAACAAUAAUGCCUGUCACUUUGUUAUUAGAAUCCUACCAUUAAAAUAUACACAUGACACUGUAUUCGAUCUCAAUCCUGUUAUUGAAUAUAACUAUCCAAAUAAGACAGGAUAAACAGAAUUGUUGAAUUGGCAAGUUGAUGAAGAAACUUUUGUUGUUUUUGGAUAAGAUUUUGAAGUUGGACAAGCUGAAAUGCUUUUAAUCAAACCACAUCUUCAUGAAAAGGCAUUUUAUGUCAUUCACAUAAAAGAUACCAUUUCUUAUACAUUAAUAAAUGUUACAAAUUGGAUUCAUCCUCAUCUUAUUGCUAUUUGGUAAAACAAUAAUGAUGGAAAUGCUAAACCAACCAUUUUUACGAUUGAUAUAAGAUCGUAUUAUGAUGGCUAAAACUGGUUACCUGAACCAGAUUAUAAUCCAACUAAAGUAAAUUAUUGAUUUAUCUUUAGGUUAGAGAUGAUUAUGUUGGAGAUGAACCAGUUACAUUUAUGGAUAUUUAUCAAUUUUAAUUGAAUUCAACAUAUGUCUUGUAAUUUAGACUAGUCGGAGUAGAACCUAGAUUAUCUUUAAUUAAUUAUGCCAAUAUUGAUAAACCUGAACUAAUUAAUGAAGUAAAAAUAGAUGAUUUCUUCCAUGAACUUCCAUCUAAUAGAUCUUAUUUAUUAUAAUAUAAUGAAUUAGAGUAUAAUAUAUUUGAUAAAUUUAGAGUAAAGAAUGGAGUUGUUGAAUUUAGCAUAGUAUUCCCAGUUGAUGCAAGACAUUAAUUAUUGCAAAUUAUGGAAAAAGCAAAACUUAUUGAUAAAUAUGGUAUCAAUAAUGUUGAAGAAUUAUUUGAAUUUUAUUAAUGAAAAUUCAUAUAGAAAGUUAAG
Paramecium sonneborni is the source of this 1387-nucleotide messenger RNA. Lineage: Eukaryota; Ciliophora; Oligohymenophorea; Peniculida; Parameciidae. The record is from the annotation of a GenBank genome assembly.